UUAGGUUUGCCCUCGCCGUCCUCCGAUUUGCGUCUCCCGUUUCACAGUGACCGAGUCGCCACCUCACUCGUCUUUUUUCUCUUCUCCUCGACGUCUUCGUCUCCCUCCGGCCACCGUCGACCUCGUCGAUUUCUCCUCAGUUCUGCGAGUAACGACUCACACCGGUCAAUAUUAUCAAUCUUGGGACUGGAAUGAAGAAACAUAGUAGUUCUGUUCUUAGCUCUGGCAAACAAAUCAUGGAGGAAGAAAGUGAAGAUUUUGAAUCUUCUUCCUCAGACGAUUCUCUUGACUCGGAAGAGGAGAAUAUAGAGCGUGAACUUGCAGAUGUGACUUUUGAAGAGUUACAGAGAGCACGGUCUGAUGGAUCACAUUCGAUGUUCCAAAAGACCAAACAAGAGAAGAAAGGUGGGCGAGCAAACAAGAACAGGCCAAUGGAGGUUAGCAGUAGGAAACCAGUUAGUAGGUUUAGGGAGGUCAUUCAGGCUCCUAAAAAUAUGGUACGUGAUCCCCGUUUUGAAUCUUUAUCUGGUACUCUUGAUGUUGAUGGAUUUAAGAAGAGAUAUAGUUUCAUAUACGAGAAUAAGCUUCCAGCUGAGAAAGAGGAACUGAAAAAGCAGUUGAGGAAAACCAAUGAUCCAAAUGUUGUUGAAGAACUAAAAAAUCAAUUAUCUUGGAUUGACAAGCAAUUCAAAUCCGACUCCACAAAGCGUGUCGAUGCUGCAAUUCUGGCCAAACAUAAGAAGAAAGAGAGAGAGGCAGCCAAACAUGGGAAAAAGCCCUUCUAUCUUAAGAAAUCUGAAAUUCGAAAGCAAAGGCUUAUCGAAAAAUACACCAGUCUCAAGUCCACUGGGAAGCUUGAUGCUUAUGUGGAAAGGAGGAGGAGGAAAAAUGCUGCAAAGGAUCGUAGAUACAUACCACAUCAAAGGUCUAGUAAGCUUGAUGAGCAAGAUUGAAGUUAACAGGUCUUAUCAUGCUUGCUUUAAGGAGAUUCAUGUUCCAUAUAUUUUAAAUUUAGCCUGACUCAAGAUUUUACUUUCCAUUUCUUGGGUUAUUGUGUUUGAUAUGUAAAUCUGAUGUUAGAUUCCAAAUAUUUGAAAUAACUUAUUUGUCUUA
Molecule: messenger RNA, 1113 nt
Organism: Benincasa hispida (wax gourd)
Lineage: Eukaryota; Viridiplantae; Streptophyta; Magnoliopsida; Cucurbitales; Cucurbitaceae
Product: rRNA biogenesis RRP36-like protein
Biological process (GO): maturation of SSU-rRNA from tricistronic rRNA transcript (SSU-rRNA, 5.8S rRNA, LSU-rRNA)
Cellular component (GO): 90S preribosome; nucleolus
Source: RefSeq, a predicted model, not a curated record